Molecule: messenger RNA, 2809 nt
Organism: Photinus pyralis (common eastern firefly)
Lineage: Eukaryota; Metazoa; Arthropoda; Insecta; Coleoptera; Lampyridae
Product: inter-alpha-trypsin inhibitor heavy chain H4-like
Exons: 9
Coding region: 175-2472 (765 amino acids)
Source: RefSeq, a predicted model, not a curated record
GAGUGGGAAAGUCACAGUAAAACUCGUAGUUUCAUUAAUUAAUUGUCUACUUAGUUAAUUAUCCCGCACUGACAAGCACGAAUCGGUAAAGGCAUUGGAUAGAAAAUUAAAGUUAAUAUCAAAGAGUAUACGUAUACUCUUUGGUAAUAUCAAGAAAUUUCUAUUUCUCACAGGAUGGACCGAGUACUGCUCGUUACAAUUACAUGUAUCAGUGCCAUGGUUUCAAACAUACAUGGCGCUCUAGUUGUGAGUCCAUUUGAGGAGCGGGGUUGGGGCAAUAGCGCUUCAACUACAUCAACCGUUCCAGAGAUAUACCAAAUGAUUAUAACGUCCGAUAUCCGUAACCGCUUCGCACAUACAACCGUAACAAGCAGAGUUAAAAAUUCCCUAAACCGAGCCCAGGAAGCCGCGUUUCUUGUAGUACUACCAGAAGCCGCCUACGUGUCCGGUUUUAUUAUGGAAGUCGAAGGCAAAAAUUACACAGCCUAUGUCAAGGAGAAGGAGGAGGCUAAGCUAGCCUACGAACAGGCAUUGGCCAGAGGUCUUGGUGCAGCUCACGUGGAAGUCAGUGCGCGUGACUCUACCCGGUUCGUGAUCUCCGUAAAUAUUCAACCAAGAUCAAAAGCUGCUUUUUAUUUGACAUACGAAGAACUUUUAGACCGCAAAGAUGGUUAUUACGAGCAGAUUAUCAACAUCCAUCCAGGCCAACUCGUUAAUGAUCUUAGCGUCAAAGUUACAAUUGCCGAAAGCAGAAAAAUUACGGCAGUAAAGACUCCGCCCCUACGUUCCGGAAAUGAAAUCGGCAUGUACAGACCGGAACUGGACCCACGCGCCGAUAUAAAGAUAAUCAAUGAUACCACAGCUGUGGUGACGUUUACACCAGUUAUUGAACGACAGAAGGAGUUCGCUAUUGCAUUUAAGGCGAGAAAUUCGGACGGAAUGUCCGGACAAUUCAUAGUACAGUAUGACGUUGAGAGGGACCCAAGUGGUGGAGAGGUACUGAUUCAAGAUGGGUACUUUGUCCACUUCUUUGCACCGACAAAUUUGGAACCACUACCGAAGCACGUAGUUUUCGUGUUAGACACAAGUGGCAGCAUGUGGGGGCAAAAGAUACAACAGCUCAUUCAAGCGAUGAACAACAUUGUCGACCAAUUGCACCACAGCGACACGUUCAGUUUGGUGGAAUUUAAUACCAAGACUAAGGUGUGGGAUUUGAACCGUCCGCAAAGUAGCAGGUGGUAUCCACGUUCGAAUUUCCGACAGUACCAAGACAUCUUUACAUCGAAUGAUGUAUUUCCGAAUGCUUUUCCAGCUAAUGCGAAUUUCAUUAGAAAAGCAAAGGGGGCAAUUUCUCAGCUAACUGCCCACGGUUCAACGAGCAUGUAUGGAAGUUUACAAGUUGCUUUGCGACUAGUCGAGUUGGAAAGAAACAGGCAACGUAAUGCUAAUGACAUUCAGCGUCAACCAAUAGUUAUAUUUUUGACAGAUGGGCAACCCACAGACGCAAGCACUGAACAAAUAACUUCCAAGAUAAGUGAAUUUAACGUGGGAACAAGAAGGACGUCAAUUUUCGCUUUAUCUUUCGGCGAUGGCGCCGAUAAAGGCUUUUUGCAACGAUUUGCUUCACGCAACUCGGGAUUUGCCAAACACAUUUACGACGCCGGCGACGCAGCACUACAGCUUGAAGGCUUCUACCGAUUGGUUUCUUCUCCAUUACUAGUAAACGUUAAUUUUAAAUAUGAGUCGACUCAUGUUACCAAAAGUCAAUUUCCUAUACACUUUGGGGGCUCCGAAAUUGUAGUAGCCGGUUAUUACGGGACAAAUUUUCAUCCUCCAACAAUUGAAGGUACUGGGGCAAACGGGCUAAUUUCGCUUAAACCAGAUGUAACUACAACGACCUCAUCCAACAUGGAAAGAAUUUGGGCUUAUUUAACCAUCAAACAGUUACUUCAAAAGGCGGAUAUUUCGUAUGGCGAUAAAGCUCAAUUGAAGAAGAACGCAUUAGACAUUGCUCUUAAGUACAGUUUUGUUACACCAGUUAGCUCAUUGGUAGUAGUCAAACCGAAUGAUGCCAAGGAAAUAGACAUUGUGGAGGCCAAAGGUCCGCAUGUGCCAACAGUGGGUCCAAGAUCUUCAAACUUUGGUCAGACAGUAUCAAGAGUAUCGGGGCAUUCGGUUAGUUCCCAACCUAAAAGAGCUACUAUAAGUCAGCUAUUACGAAGCUUUAACUGGCUUAGAAACAUACUUCGGGAUGGACUGGUCAAUGUGCCUGCAGGUUCCUACAAGUUAGGUCUCAACGAAACCGUGACCGAAGACGUUCCAUGUCCAAAAGCACCCAACACUCAAGCGGGGCGAUGCACGUUACUUCAUGAGUGCCUCCAAGCCGUGCUGCGAACCGAAACUGAGUACUACGAUCACUUCUGCGUCUUGAGGAAUGAUUCUAGAUUUGCAGGUGUUUGUUGUCCAAUCUAAUUCCUUUUUUAUCCACCACAAAGUUAGGCGAAUUACAUUCGUGUGAUUAUCCCUAGUAUUUUAUGUACAUAUCGACUAUGAAAAGGUCCCCCAAUUUAAUCCCAAAUAAAUACAUUGAUCACGAAUCAUGGAAUUUGUAGGGCAUUUCCUAAAGAGUUACAUGAAGAAAAUUCCAUUGCCUGUAUCGACCGUUAGAUCCCUACCUUUUGAUUAUACAGGAUGUUCACACGUUCACAUGUUCACACUUUGUUAUUGGUCUACAGAGUGUUAAAGUUCUACCGGUACACUUUUUAAUUUAUAAGCAUAUUCAUGAUUAAAGCACAUUUUUGGUAAUACA